AUGUACGGCGGAUACGGUGGAUAUGGUGGAUAUGGCGGUGGUAGUUCAGAAAUGAGAUCUGAUAUGUGGAUUCAACAAAAUAUUCCCGGUGGAUUAAACAGCAAUAUGGGUGAACGAUUGGAUAACUAUAUGGGUGGAAAUACAAAUCCAACAUACGGUCAAGUAUAUGGUGGUGCACCAGGUGUUGGAGGUUAUGGUGGUGGAGGUUAUGGUGGUGGUUAUGGAUAUUCAUAUGGAGGAUAUUAA
Adineta steineri is the source of this 246-nucleotide messenger RNA. NCBI's taxonomy places the organism in Eukaryota, Metazoa, Rotifera, Eurotatoria, Adinetida, Adinetidae. The record is from the annotation of a GenBank genome assembly.